AUGACUAAUGUUUCGAAUGUAUUAUCUGUAUUGGAAAAACAAGAAGAAGUACUUGUUAAAUCCUUUCAUGAGGGUAGCGAAAAUACAACCACAACAGUAGAACGUGGAAAGAUCCUCUCACGGAUGAAUCGAAUCCUAUUUGAUUAUCAAAUUGGUGCUGAAACGAACUCAUCGAUGCUGGGGUCAGUUUUAAAUCAGAAAGUUGUAUUAUUCAAUCCUGAGACGAAACAAAAAGUGCUCGAACUAUCUUAUAAUCGUUUUCCUUUCUUGUGCAAAGUAUUUCCAAAACAAUUCGUACGAUGUGUGUCGGCUUCAUCAACUGAAUCUCAAUCAAUUGGAUCUAUUCAACAGAGAAUAGGUCUCAGUAGAUCAUGUUAUGAUGUUUAUAAUAGUCAAUACGAACAUACUUAUACUUUAAUACUGCGCAAAAGCUAUCUGAGAAGUAAAAUUCAGCAUCGAAUGUCGGAAUAUGAAAUAUUAGACCAAAAUAAAACAAAUAUAAUUGGUCGUAUUUGUCCAUUCUCUACCGACAUUGAAAGAUCACAGUACGGACAAGCGACAUCAAUCAAAUUUCCACAAGAUAUGACUAUGGAAAUGAAAGCAACAUUAGUGGUUGCCGUACUCGUUCUUAAAACUCGACUCCAUUAA
Adineta ricciae is the source of this 648-nucleotide messenger RNA. The record is from the annotation of a GenBank genome assembly. Lineage: Eukaryota; Metazoa; Rotifera; Eurotatoria; Adinetida; Adinetidae.